AUGACUUCCACCACACCACCCAGCGAGACUGCAACCAUCGUCCCAGACGAGUCCGCAUAUCGAGCGGGCGGGCCACUCGACCAUCCUCUCUCUCAUGACCCACACAAUCCCGACCUCAGCUUUCCGUUCACCACCACCAAUGUCAGCCAGGGCGGAUUCACCAAUGAAUACCGCACCGUCUCAAAGACGGGCGUCGUGCCCGCGGACUUGGCCCUCCAGCCCAUCCCGACGCGCCUCCCAGAAACUCCUGCAGCGCUCCGGGACCCUGAAAAGGCAGCGACGCUCAAGGACGUGCAAUUGGUCACUUGGCUCCCAAAUGACCCGGAGGACCCACGGAACUGGUCAAAUAUGUAUCGUUGGUAUCUUACGGGCGUAUGCGCCAUCUCCGUCGUCGCAGUCGCAUUCGCCAGUGCCAUCGUGACGGGUGACUUUGGCGAUAUUCAGGACGACUUUCAAGUUGGCGAGGUCGUCGUCGCACUCAGUGUAUCCCUCAUGGUUUGUGGUUUCGGUAUCGGCCCUUUGGCAUGGUCGCCCUUGAGCGAACUUGUUGGCCGGAGACCUGUCUGGGUGUUUCCGGGCAUUAUUUACGUCAUAUUCAAUAUUCCUUGUGCUGUCGCACCUAACAUCCAGACUCUCCUCAUCUGUCGUUUCUUCUGCGGCAUCUUCGCUUCCGCACCCUUGACUCUCGCCGGCGGCACGAUCUCCGAUCUGUGGGACAACAACGAGCGUGGAUUCGCGAUCGCCCUCUUCGCCGCUGCACCAUACGGUGGCCCCGUCCUCGGCCCUAUUGUGGGCGGAUUUGUGGGUGAGACGAUCGGCUGGCGCUGGAUGAUCUGGGUGAACAUGAUCUUCGCUGGUGUCGUCUGGCUGUUUUGCUGCACCAUUCCAGAGACGUUUGCGCCCACGAUAUUGAAGAAGCGCGCUGCGCGCAUGCGGAAGGAGACGGGCAAUGUCAACAUCACCACCGAGCAGGAGCUCUUCAAAGCGUCAAUGAGCCAGAUCCUCAUCGAGACGCUUGUUCGUCCAUUCCAAAUGUUGGUUACGGAACCGAUUCUGCUCCUAAUGUCGAGCUACAUUGCGCUCAUUUACGGUCUUCUUUACGCGUUCUUCUUCAGUUACCCCGUCGUCUUCUUGGAGGAAUACCACUUCAACGAUGGAUUCUUCGGCCUGACGUUCUGCUCGGUCCUUAUCGGCCUCGCACUCGCCCUCUGCGUGACACCCCAGAUCGAGAAGAACUACCAAAGGCGCGCUGCAGCCAAGGGUGGGCGCGCAGAUCCCGAGGAUCGCCUGGUUGGCAUGAUGAUCGGUUGCUGGUUUGUACCCAUCUCGAUGUUCGUCUUCGGCUGGACGAGCCCUCCGACCGUCAUGCCCGGGGGUGGUAACUGGGUUGGGCCCGUUUCGUCUGGUAUUCCGUUUGGCUUUGGCAUGGUCAUAAUCUACUUCUCUGCAAACGCGUAUAUCAUCGACGCGUUCCCGGGAUACGUUGCGUCGGCGCUGGCUGCCAAGACGGUGAUACGGUCGGGCUCGGGGGCUGCGAUGCCGCUGUUCAUCGAGGCGAUGUACCACAAUCUUGGGAACGGCUGGGCGGCGUCGACGUGGGCAUUUAUCUCGCUUGCGAUGAUCCCCAUCCCGUUCUUGUUCUACAAAUACGGCAAGUCGAUCCGCGCCCGCUCAAAACGUGCCGUUGCUUAG
Messenger RNA from Fibroporia radiculosa, 1692 nucleotides. RefSeq lists its product as uncharacterized. The record is from RefSeq and is a predicted model, not a curated record. The coding region runs from base 1 to 1692 and encodes 563 amino acids. Gene Ontology annotation, biological process: transmembrane transport; spermine transport. NCBI's taxonomy places the organism in Eukaryota, Fungi, Basidiomycota, Agaricomycetes, Polyporales, Fibroporiaceae. Gene Ontology annotation, cellular component: fungal-type vacuole membrane. Gene Ontology annotation, molecular function: spermine transmembrane transporter activity. The transcript has 8 exons.